CGCGCGCUGAGCGUGUCAUCCUCGGGGUAAAUCUGUCUGUAGUGACCAGCGCGCGCGUGUACGCAUGUGCCAGCUGUGUGUCAGCUGUUUGACUGAAAUGACUUUGAGUUGUGUUGAUAUUUGUCAUGUUCACAACAUCACCUGUUAGUGGAUCGAAACGCGCCGAGCCGUGAGAGCUGGUACACCGGUACAGAUGGCCAAGAGGAGCACUCUCUUCAUCCGGAUCGUGGAAGGCAAAAAUUUGCCCAUCAAGGAUAUAACCGGAAGCAGUGACCCAUAUUGCAUCGUGAGAAUUGACAACGAGGCCAUUAUAAGGACAGCAACAAUAUGGAAGACGCUGUCGCCUUUCUGGGGAGAGGAAUACAAUGUCCACGUUCCACCUUCCUUUCACACCGUAUCCCUGUAUGUGAUGGACGAGGACAAUCUCAGCCGUGAUGACGUCAUCGGAAAGGUUUCCAUCAGCAAAGAGGCGCUCAGUGUGAAAGCACAAGGUCUAGAUGGCUGGAUGAACCUGACUGAGAUAGAUCCCAAUGAGGAGGUUCAGGGAGAGAUUCACCUGCAGAUCUCACUGCUGGGGGACGGCGACGUGCCGCGCAAACUGCGCUGUCGAGUUCUGGAGGCCAGAGAUCUGGCCAAAAAAGACCGCAACGGAGCGUCGGAUCCAUUUGUCCGAGUCAGAUAUAAUGGCAAAACCCACGAAAGUGCAGUGGUGAAGAAGUCUUGCUAUCCACGCUGGAACGAGAGUUUCGAGUUCGAGCUGGACGACACUCUGGCCGACAGCCUGCUCAGCGUGGAGGUGUGGGACUGGGACCUGGUGAGCAGAAACGACUUCCUCGGAAAGGUCCUGUUCAACAUCAACAGGCUUCAGUCGGCGCAGCAAGAAGAGGGUUGGUUUCGCCUGGGGCCUGACAAACCCAAACACAGCCAGUACGAAGGUACUCUGGGCUCCUUGCGGCUGCAGCUGCGGCUCAGAGAUGAGACGGUCCUGCCAUCCAGCCAUUACCAGCCGCUCACCGAAUUACUGUGCCGGUCCGUCGAGACUCACCUCAACGGCAACUGGCCUGACCUGAUCAUGCUAAUCGAUGAGACCACGACGUCCGAGAACAGACAGGAAGUAGCCACUAACCUGGUGAAGCUCUUCCUGGGUCAAGGACUCAUCAAGGAGUUCCUGGAUGUGCUUUUCAAACUGGAGCUGGAAAAGAAUACCGAACCCAACACCUUAUUCAGGAGCAACUCUUUAGCUUCCAAGUCAAUGGAGUCCUUUCUAAAGGUGGCCGGGAUGCAGUAUCUCCACAGGCUUCUGGGCCCCAUCAUCAAUCGCAUUUUUGAGGAGAAGAAGUACGUGGAACUGGACCCUAACAAGGUGGAACUGAAAGAAGCUGGUUGCACGGGACUGCAUCGUCUGCAGACGGAAGCCGAUGUGAUCCAGCAGAGCUCCAGCCUCCUCCAGUCGUACCUGUCCGAGCUGAUGGCUGCCAUCCUGCAGUCUUCCUCCUACUGCCCGCUGCUCCUCUGCCAGGCCUUCCAGCAGCUCUACCAGCGAGUACAAGCUCGUUUCCCAGGCCCAGAGUUCAGGAAAGUCAAGUUCAUCGCUGUGACCAGCUUCCUGUGUCUGCGCUUCAUUUCUCCUGCGAUCAUGUCGCCUAAGCUCUUCCACCUGAGGGAGAAACACGCCGAUGCCCGCACCAGCCGCACUCUUCUGCUCCUGGCUAAAGCUGUUCAGACCAUUGGCAAUCUGGACACACUGGUGUGUUGCUCUAAGGAGCCGUGGAUGGUGCCACUGCAGCCUGCUAUCCAGCAAGGCAUCGCCCAACUCAAAGACUUCAUCACCCGCCUGGUCAGCUGCCAUGACUCGGAAGAUCUCGGUUUGCAAACUCGUAUGAGUCUCCAGUGUGGCUCCAUGGAAAAAGAAGGCUUCCUCCUCCUGCAUAAGACCAAAGACAAGUGCAUUCUCAUGACCUCUCCCUUUAAGAAGUAUUACGUCACGCUCAGCAAAGACAUGCUGUCUUACUCGCGGGCUCAGCACUCCAAGAAGAGCUCGUCCAUCUUCCUGCCCAAGAUCCGUGCGGUGGAGAAGGUAGAGGAGAAGUGCUUCGGCAGUGCCAAUGUCAUGCAGAUCAUUUCGAGCGAGGACUCCGGGCAGCAGGAGACACUCUACCUGGACUGCAAGAGUGUGAAUGAACUGAACCAGUGGCUCUCGGCUUUACGGAAAGCCUGCAGUCACAACACCAACACCAUGAGCUGUUAUCAUCCCGGGAUCUACAAAGCCGACAGAUGGAGCUGCUGCCACCAAAAGGAGAAAACAGACCCAGGCUGCGAUAAGACCAGACAUGGUGUCACCCUACAGGAAUGGUACGACCCACUGGAUCCAGACCUGGAAGCUCAGCUGAUUUACCGCCACCUGAGCAGCGUCCAACACGCCAUGAGGGAUAAAUAUUAUGAACUGAUAAAGCAAGAAGCUGACGACGCAGACGCUGACCAAGAUCCGAAGAAGGUGGACGGUAUAACGAGACUUUUCGAGAUUCUCCAAGAUCUGCACGACGCUCACGCGGCAGUAGAAGAGGAGGAACGUUUGAAAAACAAGAACGUUUUCCUCGAGUUACAGACUUAACCAGAGGCUCCCAAAACGAAAGACAGGAAGAUGUUCGAUACCGCGUCCCACACUGACUUCAUUUCCAGGGUUUACGAUGUGAACCUGCUACACUGAAAUGCACAGCAAGUCCAAAUUUUGGAAAGGUUUGAGAGCAGAUUUGCUUUCCAUGGUUCUUGUUUGAGUUAAACGAGUUUACAUAAUUAGUGGGCUGCCUUUUGAAAGCUCAUGUGCAUCCAGGGUAGGUCAAACAGCAUGUAGUGCAUAUUUUACAUGAGUGUAUAAGUGUUACAGAUUAAUAAGGUCAUGAGUGCGAAGGCGUGAGUUUUGGCUGGUUAUUCUUGCUUAUAGGCACUUUAUCACGCUUGGUAUUUUAUCAUUGUGUUAUAUAAUCAUGCACGCAUGAUAUUUUUUCCUUUGUAAAAUAGCAGAGGCCACAAGUUUACAGUAUACUCUCAUUUUUUAAAAAUAUUACGCUUCCUGUAUACCAUUUUUAUGUUGGGUUUUUUUUUUGUUUUGUUUUUUUGCAAUUCUGCGCUAUUUAUUCAUGUCCCGAUCUCUUAUUGACUCCCAGAAAUUCAUGCUGUGUCCGAGGUCUGCCACAGCAUCGAUUUGACCAAUUAGCCACGUUAUCGAUGGCUUCUUGAUCCACUCCGGUCUCUAUUCAAAUGUGUAGGUGCAAGACUGAUCAAUACUUCAACCCCUGAAGUUGGAAAGGUGGCGGAGAUGUGCAUCACCAUGAAGGAGUAACUAUAGGAAGCAGCACAUCACGACAUCAGACACAAGGAGUCAUUGUUUUGGGGUCCCCCCCCCCUUUGUUUGUUUAUAAGGGGCAUGUAAUUUCAUCUACAAAAAAAAAAUGGAAUUCUAAUAAGACAAACAAAGUGUAAGUAUUGCGUGUAAGUGUUCUACAACAAACACGACAAUCCCAGAUUUAAAGCGAAAUCAGCAAUCAGUACAGUUCAGUGCAAAAGUUUGCGUCCCCUAUGGUUUCUGGGUGCGGGGAGAAAAAAAAGUGUAAGUUUAUACGUCUGAGAAACUCAGUGUGCUGAAUAUCAUUGUGGAAUAAAUUUAAAUGAUUUUUGUCCUAAGCGUCUGCGAACGUUUGCACCCGACUGUAUGAAGUGGGAAAAAUUACAAUACAGUAUGGUACUGUAAUACAUGUCAGAUAUUAUAAUCAAGGAAACUACAAUUUCAUAAAGUUAAUCAAUGAAGGCAAAUAUUUAAACAAUUGGUUCAACAAAAAAAAAAGCCUACUAUUAACCUGACUUUAAAAAAAAUAAAAUAAAAAUACGUGCACAUGAAUAGUGAAUUCUGCUGAAUUCACUGCUCAAAUCCGAUCCUUAUGAACGCUGUUGAUUCCCUUGCAUUCCCUCUGGACUCCCACCAAUGAACAGCUCAUAUUAUCUUUGCUUUAUUGACAGUAUUGCUAGUGAUGCGACACCCGGGAUCCUCCAUCUGCACUCAGUAUUGAUAUAAUCAAUCAAUUAUUCAAAUCUCAAAGUAUAGAGUUUCUACUGUUGCCAUGCUUCAACUUGUCAAUUGUCAAUUUUGUAUAUUGUAUUAGUUUGUCCCAAACCAGUUUGUAUUAUAGACCUGUAUUUCUGAUUGUCUUUUAUAGUUUUGUUUUUUGUUAUGACAUGAAUGUAAGAUACAGUGCCCUCUACUAAUAUAGGCACCCUUGAUAAAUAUGAGCAAAGAAGGCCGGUCUUUAUUGUUUAACCUUUUUGUCCAAAAAAAAAUUCACAAAAACACUUUGCUCUCAUGGAUAUCAAACAAUUGCAAACAAAACACAGGUUUGCCAAAAAGCAGAGUAUUUUUGUGAUAAAAAAAAAAAACAAUCAAAAAAAACGAAAGGUUAACCAAUAAAGACCAUUUUCACAGACUUCUUUGCUCAUAUUUACCAAGGGUGCCAAUAUUAGUGGAGCGCACUGUAUGAGGACCUUUUUUUUGUAGGGAUCAGCCUUGUUUUGUACACUAGAUGGCUCUGCAGCAUUGAAAUAUUUAUACUACAAACUGGGCCGUAGAAAUCUGUGAACCUGUAGAAGGUGUGAAAUAAUGCAGCUAUUUAGAUUGAUGCAUUGAUUAGAAAUGUAUACACAGACUGAUCCAUGGAAAAAUGAUUAAAUUGAAUUGAAAAGUGACACCCAUUCAAAAAGUUCAGUGUUCAAAUUCAAUUAUCAGUUCACUUUGUCUUGUAGCAUAAUUUUGAAACUCAUCUGCUAGAGUAAGCCUGCUUUUGUGAAGUACUCAUUUAUAAGCUUAUUAUAAAGUGUUGGGUAAUGAGGGCAGAAUAGAUACUUUCUGUAGGAUGAAUUAUGUGUAUGUGUCGGGACUAGGAUCCCAAAAAGUAGUUGUGCGGGUGGCUAGAUAUGAAGCUAGCAAGACAAAAAAUGUUCAUUAACAUAUGGUACAAGCAUAUAUAUAUAUAUAUAUAUAUAUAUAUAUAUAUAUAUAUAUAUAUAUAUAUAUAUACACACACACAAGCGGGGGACACUUUGGACCAACUUUCUGUUGAAGUGGUGGGAUUGGUCACAUUUUCUGUGAGAGCAUUGGUGGAAUGGUCAAAGUUUCUGUGGGAGUGGCUGGGAUUGGACAACUUUAUUGUGGGAAUGGACAAGAUUGGUGAAGAGUGUCUGUGGAAGUGGGCAGGAUUGGUAAAACUUUUAGUGGGAGCAGGCAUGAUUGAUCAAGAGUGUCUACAGGGGCAAGCCAGAUUGGUCAAGUGUUCUGCAGGAACUAGUGGGAUUAGUCAGGAUUGUCUGUAGAAGCAGGGAGAAUUGGUCAAACUUUCUGCAGGAGUGGGCAAGAUGUGUCAAGAAUGUCUAUGGGAGUGGGUGGAAUUGGUCAAACUUUCUGCUGAAGCAAUUGGGAUUGGUCAAAUUUUCAGUGGAAGCAGGCGGGAUUGGUCAAAUUUUCAGUGGAAACAGGCGGGAUUGGUCAAAUUUUCAGUGGAAGCAGGCGGGAUUGGUCAAACUUUCUGCGGAAGCAGGCAGGAUUGGACAAAUUUUCAGUGGAAGCAGGCGAGAUUGGUCAAAUCUUCAGUGGAAGCAGGCGAGAUUGGUCAAAUUUUCAGUGGAAGCAGGCGGGAUUGGACAAAUUUUCAGUGUAAACAGGUGGGAUUGGUCAAACUUUAUGCGGAAGCAGGCGGGAUUGGUCAAACUUUCUGCGGAAGCAGGCGGGAUUGUCAAAUUUACUGCACAAGCAGCUGGUAAAGAAUGCUUCUGGGAACAGGCAGGAUUGGCCAAAUUUCUACAAGACCAGGCAAUAGUGGGAUUAAUAAAACAGUUUGGCGCACCUGUACUGUAAAUUACUUUAUAUAGCACAUUUUUCAUUUUUAAUCAAACAGCCUUUUUUGAUUAUAGUAAUAAUCUCCUGGCUUUUUGUUGUUAACACAAAACUGAGUAUUAAUUUGUAUAGAACUGAGUCUGGUUAUGUCCAAAAUCGAAUACUAAAUAGGUAACAUACUAAACCUACUGUCUCAACAUACUAAUGUUGUUUGGAACGGAGCCCGAGACUGCCUAAUAGUCCAUUGAAAGCUUUUUUAUUUGUUCUCAUAUUUUGCCUGGUUUUGGAGCUUGUAAAAGGUUCAUGAAGUAUAUAUGAGGUCACUUAUAAAUGGAGUUUAGACACUUAUAGGCACUGCUUGCCAAUAAGAGCGUUAUUGACCAGAAUGAAAACUGCCACAUGGGUAUGUAUUCGUGUGUAUGACAGCCAGUUAAUAAAUCUUUGUACUAUAUAA
This is a messenger RNA of Ictalurus punctatus (channel catfish), 6332 nucleotides long. RefSeq names its product RAS p21 protein activator 4 (gene rasa4). The transcript is spliced from 21 exons. NCBI's taxonomy places the organism in Eukaryota, Metazoa, Chordata, Actinopteri, Siluriformes, Ictaluridae. Gene Ontology annotation, biological process: negative regulation of Ras protein signal transduction; intracellular signal transduction; regulation of GTPase activity. The coding region runs from base 194 to 2611 and encodes 805 amino acids. Gene Ontology annotation, molecular function: GTPase activator activity; phospholipid binding. The record is from RefSeq and is a predicted model, not a curated record.